CUUUUUGAAAGCUCAGAAUAUAUUGAACUUGUUUUUUCUCAGCUCGUCUUUUGACGUAUAAAUAAAGUUAUUUUAAAAUGAAUAUAAGAAGCUCAGUGUUCACAUCUUCAAAGGUCUGAUGUUCAAUCAACAGGGACAUGACCCAGAUUCUAUGAAAACGUUGAGGUCAUUAUGGUCGUUGCAGUCAUUAAUGGGGUUUUAUUUUGAAAGCACCUGACAGGAAACAGUACUGCAUGUGUCCAAUAACUCUCCUGAGUCUCCAGCAGUCUGUAAAGUCCGGACUCUGAGACUGGACGUGUCUGAUCCGGAUCAUGGGCUCAUUCUGUCGCGGGUACCUCCACCUUCUGCUCUAACCUCCAGCUCCAGCCGCGGAGCUCCAACAUGCUGCCGCCGGGAAACGACUCCUCCGGCUGGGCUGAACUUUCAGAGUUGAACCGGUCCAAGGUCGCGGGCAGCGCGGCGGAGAGCGGCGGGGCCGGGCCGGAGGCGGUGAUCGUGCCGGUGGUUUUCGGGCUGAUCUUCGUGGUUGGGGUUGUGGGGAACUCUCUGGUGAUGCUGGUGAUCGGGAAGGUGAGGUACACGGGCGGCGGGGGAGGAGGAGGGUUGAAGCCCUCCAGCAGCCCCACCAACAUCUUCAUCCUGAACCUGAGUGUAGCGGACCUCAGCUUCCUCCUCUUCUGCGUCCCCUUCCAGGCCACCAUCUACUCCCUGCCGGAGUGGGUGUUCGGAGCCUUCAUCUGUAAGUUCGGGCACUACUUCUUCACCGUCAGCAUGCUGGUGAGCAUCUUCACUCUGGUGGCCAUGUCCGUGGACCGUUACAUCGCCGUGGUGCUCUCCAACAAGUCUACGUGCGUCAGGAGCCGCAGAAACGCGCUGGCAGGAGUGUGCGUAAUUUGGACACUGUCUCUGGUGUGCUCGGUGCCUGUGGCGCAGCACCAGGUCCUCACGAACCACCCCAAAGCCCCCAACAGCACCUUCUGCUGGGAGAGGUGGUCCGGAGCCUCCAAGCCCGCCUACAAGGUGACCAUCCUGGUGAUCGGGUACCUGCUGCCGCUGCUGCUCAUUAGCUGCUGCUACGCCAAGGUUUUGUUUCAUCUUCAUAAAAAGAUGAAGAACAUGUCCAAGAAGUCUGAACGCUCCAAAAGAAAGACGGCUCAGACGGUUCUCCUGGUCGUCACCGCCUUCACCAUCUGCUGGAUGCCCCAUCACAUCAUUGCCAUGUGGGUGGAGUUUGGCCUCUUUCCCCUGAAUGACGCCUCCUUCGCCUUUCGCAUCGUCUCCCACUGCCUGUCUUAUGGAAACUCCUGCGUCAACCCCGUCCUCUACGCCUUCCUGUCCGAGAACUUCCGCAAGGCCUGCCGUCAAGUUUUCACCUGCCGCUUUCUGUACUCGACGCCCCCCAACAGCAAGGUGGUGCGCUUCCGCACGGAGAACUUCUCGACAACACACUCCACCACACACUCCACCUCCAACAUUUGAAGGAUUUAUGACGAGAGCACGAUUGUUUCUUUCUGGUGAAAACGAGCAGGAGAGCUGUGUUUGACGUGAUCAUUGGCUGACUGUACUUACUGAUAUCUGUGGGCACAGGACGGGUGUUAGUAUCAGAACACUUCUGGUUUCUGUCUGUAGUGUGAGCAGUGUGAGCAGUGUCAUGUUUCAGUGAGCUUUGACUGUGAAGAAAAACAGUCACCAACAACAAAAAGGGACAGAACGCAUCUGGCAUAAAGCAAUCCUGGAACCCAUCGGCAGCUUUA
Labrus mixtus (cuckoo wrasse) is the source of this 1754-nucleotide messenger RNA. RefSeq names its product galanin receptor 1b (gene galr1b). NCBI's taxonomy places the organism in Eukaryota, Metazoa, Chordata, Actinopteri, Labriformes, Labridae. Bases 382 to 1479 code for a protein of 365 amino acids. Gene Ontology annotation, cellular component: membrane. Gene Ontology annotation, molecular function: G protein-coupled peptide receptor activity. The record is from RefSeq and is a predicted model, not a curated record. Gene Ontology annotation, biological process: neuropeptide signaling pathway. The transcript is spliced from 3 exons.